Molecule: messenger RNA, 2451 nt
Organism: Lachancea lanzarotensis
Lineage: Eukaryota; Fungi; Ascomycota; Saccharomycetes; Saccharomycetales; Saccharomycetaceae
Gene: VNX1
Product: LALA0S13e02278g1_1
Exons: 1
Coding region: 1-2451 (816 amino acids)
Biological process (GO): intracellular calcium ion homeostasis; calcium ion transmembrane transport
Cellular component (GO): membrane; endomembrane system
Molecular function (GO): calcium:proton antiporter activity
Source: RefSeq, a predicted model, not a curated record
AUGCCCAAGGAUAGGCCCCUGUACACUGUGAGCAGUAACACAGAACCUUUGAAGCGAGUUUUCAGUGUAGACGACGACAUUCACGAAAUUGAGCAUGAUAUCAGAUACCUUGAGGGCUUACAGGAAGGUUUAAAAAAGGUUGCCUCGAACAAAAAAACGUCGAAUGUAAACACGCCACCUUCUACGCGUGGUAGGCCACAUUCUGUAAAACACAAGAGUUCUGGAGCAUCUGUUACCGGUGAAAUAGCCCCAGCCCCCGCUCCAGAAUCUUCUGAAAAUGCAGAUCAAGACCUCGAUAACAGCUUCAAUUAUACGUAUGAAGGCCUUGGUGACGAAGAGGAUCAAAGCUCUGUUGCCACAAACGAGUCUUACACUUUAAGGCAACGUCAAGAAGCUAUCAACAAAACUCAUCCAUUCGGUAUCAGAAUAUGGAAACCAGCUCUAUACAAGAAGAAUAGAUCAGUUCAAAAGGCAGCUGAGGAAGAUAUUCACGAAACCAAAUACAAACGAAUCUCAUGGAAAGUACACUUGGCAAAUUACGUAUGGGCAUCGACUUUAGGGGUUUUUUUCCUGAUUUUUUUGAACAUAUGCAGCCUUCUCGUACGCCUUUUUGCUCUCUUCACCCCAACGGGCUCUGAAUAUGCUUCUGUGUUAUUUAGGUUGAGUCGCUACUUGUUUUGGCCCUUUGGAAAAGUUGUCCUUAUGGUUAGCGAUGAGCACUAUUUACAUGAAGAUCAGGAUGAAGGUAUUUCUGCGCAGCAAUUUUAUGGAUGGGUCACCAAUAAUCGUAACAGACUGUACUUCCAUAGACCCUCUCAGGGGGCUAGUGAUUCCUAUGGAGCUACUGGAAGCGAAGGAAACAUGACUGCCGUUGAUAGGCAAAGAAGAUUGUUUGGAAGAGGUCAAUGGUCUUUGGGCCGCUUUACCUUUUACGUGAUCCUAUAUCUGCUAGUACAACCCGUGGUACUCAUUUUCUCAUUUCUCACUUGGUUGGCAGUCUUUACUAUACCUAUGAGCGGAAUUUUGUGGGACUUGAUGUAUCAUUGUCGGAGGCAUCCGUUGGCUCUAGAGUUCAAGACUUUGACACCUAGUGUCGAUGGAAUAAAAGACAAAAAUGUUCUAUUAUGCACAUUUAGAAGCGCGGGGUCUCAUUAUUAUAAGUACACUGUGGAUGGGACAAAUGUGAUGGUCAUGAACCUAGGGGCUCUCGUUGCAUUCACUAUCAUUCAGUUCUACGUGCUACAAGAGCAUGUCUUUGCGAUGAGUGAAUCAAUCAUUUUCUGUCUUUGUUUGCUUUCCAUCAUUCCUUUAGCAUUUUACAUUGGGCAAGCAGUCGCAUCUAUCUCUGCACAAACUUCUAUGGGAGUGGGUGCGGCUAUCAACGCAUUCUUUUCAACAAUUGUCGAGGUCUUUCUCUAUUGCGUGGCACUACGGCAAAAGAAAGGCCUUCUUGUCGAGGGAUCGAUGAUCGGCUCCAUUUUGGGUGCCGUUCUUCUUUUGCCCGGCAUGAGUAUGUGUGGGGGCGCUUUGAAGAGGAAAACUCAGAGGUACAACCCCGCGAGCGCAGGCGUUUCGUCGGCAAUGUUAAUAUUUUCAAUGAUCGUGAUGUUUGUCCCGACGAUAAUAUAUCAAAUCUAUGGGGGUUACCUUGUUGAUUGCUCUCCUGAAACUAAAGCAGAGUCAUCCAGAUGCUAUUUUCGUCAGCCACCACUGAAAUUUGAUUCAUUGUAUUCUCACGUCAUAAAACCAAUGUCUCUAUUUUGUGCCUUGGUACUCUUUAUGGCCUACGCUUUAGGACUAUGGUUUACCUUACGGACCCACGCUGCUGCAAUUUGGCAGAUUCCAGAAAAAGCACAGUUGCCCAAUGGUCAAUUGGGCUUUAUACCAGAGGAAGAGGAAGAAAGCGGUGGACAUGACGGACCUAAUUGGUCACGUCAAAAGUCGACUUGUAUUCUCCUAGGCGCCACUCUACUCUACGCAAUCAUUGCCGAAAUUUUGGUGGAUUGCGUUGACAACGUUCUGCAACAAUUUCCUUCCCUAGAUCCUAAGUUUUUGGGCCUUACUGUGUUUGCUCUGGUUCCAAACUCCACAGAAUUCUUGAAUGCUAUUUCAUUUGCCAUACAUGGUAAUGUUGCACUUUCUAUGGAGAUUGGAAGUGCCUACGCUUUGCAAGUUUGUCUCUUGCAGAUCCCAGCUUUGGUGGUUUAUUCAAUAGUGUACACCAUGCACAUCCCUACAGAUACCAUUGUUAUCAGGGAUCGAAUGUUUUCAUUGAUUUUCCCAAGGUGGGACUUGUUGGCAUCUAUGGUGAGCGUCUUUUUGUUCACUUACUUGUACGCCGAGGGUAAAUCGAAUUACUUUAAGGGCUCAAUUUUGAUCCUGCUGUACAGUGUUGUUGUCCUUGGCUUUUACUUCCAAGGAGCUAUGGAUCAAAACAAAUGGGACAAUUGA